UUUCUCUCUCGAUUGAAUCACUAGACAGGUAAUAUGGCUCAAUCAAGUACUCGCUCUUUGGUGCACUUCUUUCUCCUUUUUUCAAGUUGAAAAAAAGGGAAAAUUCAUCGAGGGGGUCACCCCUUCCCAACCUGUUUUACCGCCUCUUGUCUAGACCAUUAUGAUUGCAUUAGUAGUUGGUAUACGGGCAUUUUCGACUUCGCCAGAGUGCAAUGUAGACUCGGUUCUCCAUAAAGUCUUCGGUCCUUAAAUCAUUAUAGGUCUUCAUUUUCGUCUAGAUUGAUUAAGAGACUUCUGGAACAAGCAUGGAAAAGAUUUUGAAAUCUUUGAAGGAGAAUGGCAUCAAGACUGUUCGAUUUGAACAAUCGAAUAUCUAUGGAGUACCCCACUGUCGAUCUAUUCCGGUCAAACAUUUCGAGAAAAUGGCUACCAAUGGGGUCAACAUGUGCCUUGCCUUCUUAGCAUUCGAUCCUAGGGGUGUACCUAUCAAGAACACCGGCUAUGCUGAAGAGGUUCACUUUGCUGACUGCAAGGCGUUUCCCGACCUGGAGACCUUCCAGAUUCUACCAUGGUGUACCGACACGGCUCGAGUCUUGCUCGAGGGGGAAUUCAACGGCCAGAAGGUGCCCGGAUACCCAAGGGUUGUUGCCAAACGACAACUUGACCGUUUGAAAGAGCUGGACCUGUCUCUUUGGUCAGCCCAUGAGUUUGAAUUUUAUCUCGUCAACAAAGAAACUAUGAAGCCCAUGGAUUCGGACACAUUCUGUUUAUCAACAGUUUGUUUGUCGAUGUACGAUGCCUUUUUCCAGCAAGUUAUUACAGAUCUUCCAAAGGCUGGUGUUGAUAUUGAAUGUUUUGGAUGUGAAGCCGGGGAAGGACAGUUGGAGAUAACCUUCCGUCCAGAGUUUGGGAUUAAGGCUGCAGAUACAGCUCACACAUUCAAACUGGGAAUCAAGGAAAUCGCACUUCAGCACGGAUACAUCGCUUCGUUCAUGUCUAAACCAUGGCUAGAUAAAUUCGGUUCAUCCGCGCACUACUGCCACUCGCUUUGGGAUGCUGACGGUAAGAUCCCGAAGCUUUACGACGCAUCCAGUCCCACCAGUUUGUCCGACAUUGGGCAGUACUGGGUUGCCGGUCUUGUUGCUCACGCCAGAGCCAUCGCAAUCUUCAUGGCACCAACGCCAAACUGCCUCAAGAGGUUUCAAGUAAAUUCUGCUGCCCCUUGGAACGCAACAUGGGGACCUGACAACCGAACCUGUGCCAUCCGAGUCAAAACCGAUGGAGAGAGAAGUGCCUACAUCGAGAAUCGGAUAGGUGCAAGUGCGUGCAAUCCGUAUAUCAGCAUGGCUGCAACCAUUGCAGCUGGAAUAGAUGGUAUCAUCAAGAAACUUCCGCUUCCAGAAGGCAUCGACGGUGAGGGCGAUGCAUACCAGGAAAAGUAUGUCCCAGAAGGAACCAAGAGGCUACCUGCAACUAUGGAAGAAGCAGUUGAAGCUUUGCUAGAAGACGAAGUCAUCACUGAAGCCCUUGGUCCUGAGUUCAUAAAAUGCUUUGUGGCAGCAAAGAGACAUGAUAUUCAAUUGGAAAAGGACGCGAUAGCCAAAGGGAAAUGUGAGGAAUGGGAGAAGAAAUAUCUCUUCUCCUCGAUGUGAACAGUUUAUUCGUUUCUUUUCUAGGUUCACAGCGAUAUAGCUUUCAUUUUGAACGUCGUUUUGUUCAAAUUUGAUAAAUUUGUUACCAAAAUUACAACUUACUACUCGUAUUGGUUGAUAUAAAAAACAACAACCAAGAACCAACUGAUAAUCCAGAUGAUAAUGAUGAUGAUGAUAAUGAUAAUAAAAAUAAUACGCGUGCUUUAUAGGAAUUGUUUCACUCAAAUUUUUAGUUACUAUAGCGCCCCUAUUUUAUUUCAUUACUUUCAUUUCAGUGAAUUUGAUAAGUGUAGUGUAGUUUAUAUCAAUAUUUUGUUGUGAUAACUGUAACAUUUUAUACACUGUCAUGUAAGCACUAACGUAAAAAAUAUUUGUCAUUUGUGUUAUUAAGCACUGCCUAGAUAAUGAUUCAUAAUUUGAUUUUACUUUCAUGUAUGAUAUUGAUAUUAUUUGUUGUAAUCGUAAUUCUGUUUUCAUCAGGCCAUUGAUGAAAUAAUCCUUUCGCUGAUCUUUUGUACCUGAAUAAAUAUACCUUAUUAUGAUAAAUAAAUAAUUAAAUAAAUUAAUAAG
Lytechinus variegatus (green sea urchin) is the source of this 2222-nucleotide messenger RNA. Its product is annotated as lengsin-like. The transcript is spliced from 2 exons. The coding region runs from base 306 to 1652 and encodes 448 amino acids. NCBI's taxonomy places the organism in Eukaryota, Metazoa, Echinodermata, Echinoidea, Temnopleuroida, Toxopneustidae. Gene Ontology annotation, cellular component: membrane; cytoplasm. Gene Ontology annotation, molecular function: glutamine synthetase activity. The record is from RefSeq and is a predicted model, not a curated record.